Molecule: messenger RNA, 4932 nt
Organism: Neofelis nebulosa (Clouded leopard)
Lineage: Eukaryota; Metazoa; Chordata; Mammalia; Carnivora; Felidae
Gene: VSIG10L
Product: V-set and immunoglobulin domain containing 10 like
Exons: 10
Coding region: 1022-3643 (873 amino acids)
Source: RefSeq, a predicted model, not a curated record
GAGAAGAGUGCCCGCAAAUCUGGGAGGGGACAGAUGGGGCAUGAGAAUGGCAGGGUAUUCAAAGAGUGACAGGGUGGAGGGUGUGGCUGGAGUGGGCGGGUCUGGGCCACUCGGGGUCUGGAAGGGUCCUUGGAUGUCUCCUGAGGGCACAGGGGAGCUGUGGGAGGGGCAGGGGCAGAAAGAGGGGCCAUGUGAGGAUCCAGGGACUGGCACUGGUGGAGAUUUGGAGGCUGGAGGGAGGAGGCAGAGCGGAUGGGGCCUGUGCUACGGUCUGGCCAGUGGGAACCCAGAGGUAAGGCUGUGACAGAGAUUCAGGGGGCAGAGCGGGAGGGGAGGGGGAGAGAGGAGGGAAGACGCCCCACAGCCUCUGCGUAGAUGGUGCAAUGGCACUUGAGAUGGAGAGCCCGGGAAGGGGGUUGUGUUGGAGGGAAGACGCUGAGUUUAAGGGGAUGCAGGGCACUUGAGGCCCUGGGGGGCACGGAGAUGCAGCUAUGGGUCUCUGGAGAGGGACUGGGUGGGAGGGAGCCAAUCGAGACUUGGUUCUGAGGGCAGCAGGGAGCCAUGGGAGGAGUUGGAGCAGAGCGGGAGCAGGGUCAAAUGCAGGUGCUGCAGGCAGGACAGAGUGGACUCGAAGCCGGAAGCUGAGGAGGAGGAAGCCUGAACUGAGGCCAAGACCAUCAGAGGUGGGACUCUCUGAAGGGUCACCUCACCCUCCUCCAAGAAGUCUUCCUGGCUGCCUUCCCCACGGGUUUGCUACCACCGCGUUUCCACGGGGACUCCUUUCCCGCCACCUUCACCUCGCGUGUGGGGAGAGCAGAGGCAGAUGGGACCAGCUGACGAGGACCAGUGGGGUGGGGGUGGCUGGCUCUGCCGCUAGAUUGGGGGUGGGGGCACCUCCCUCUGGGUCUGGCUUCCUUCCCCGCCCAGGAAGCUACCAGUCCUGUCGGACUUGUCGACCUGGGAGGCACAGGUGCAGGUCCUGGAGUCUGGCUGCAGUGUCCUCACAGGUGCGGCCAGCACCAUGGACACCUCACGGGCUCUGCUGCUCUUCCUGCUCCUGGCCUCCGGAGCAGGGGUCGUCACCCACAGAGCCUCUUCUGGAGUUCAGCAAACCAAUUUCUCCUUGGACUCAGAAAGCUCUUUCCAGGGCCCAGGUUCGAAAGUCUCCUCCAUGAAACCCCCCGACUGGAAAUUUCCAGAGCCGUCUCCAGGCUCAAAAACCACUGCUGCUAUCCCUCAUUCCAAACGGUUUCCUGAGGCCUCAAAUUUUAACGACGUGCCUAGGUCAAACGUUUCUGCUGAGGGCCAAAAGUUGAGCCCGGAUCCUCCUACCGUCCCUGAGGUCCCUGGUUCCGAAGUAUUUUCUGAUAUCUUGGGUUCUCAAGUUCCUGCCGAAAACUCAGAGCCGUCCUCGGUUAAGACCCCAGCUUCAAACAUUUCUGCUCAGGCCCUGGAGGCUGAAGUUGAGACCCCAGGUUCACAAUUCUCCCCUAAGGAUCAGGACCUUAAAAUAUCUGCCCAGAACCCCGAAUCCAAAGUAACUGCAGUAGCCCACCCAGUGGAAAGCUUCCCCCAGCAGGUGGGGAGGCCUCUGUCGGUACUAGUGGGGACCACCAUCCAGCUCCCUCUGGUUCCAGUUCCCAGCCUUGGCCCUCCUGCGCCUUUGGUGGUCUGGCGCCGAGGCUCCAAGGUGCUGGCAGCUGGAGGCCUGGGGCCGGGGGCCCCCCUGAUCAGCUUGGAUCCUGCUCACCGGGACCGCUUACGGUUUGACCAGGCCCAGGGGAGCCUGGAACUUGCCUCUGCCCAGCUAGAGGAUGCUGGGGUCUACACUGCUGAGGUCAUUCGGGCUGGGGUCUCCCGGCAGAUUCGGGAGUUCAUGGUGGGUGUAUAUGAGCCCGUGCCCCAGCUGUCUGUGCAGCCCGAGGCCCCGGAGAUAGAGGAGGGGGCGGCCGAACUCAGGCUGCGCUGCAGAGGGUGGGGGCCGGGUCGCGGGGAGCUGAGCUGGAGCCGGGACGGACGCACCCUGGAGGCAGCGGACCCUGAGGGAGCGGAGCCACCGCGGAUCCGCUCAGAGGGCGACCAGCUGCUCAUCGGGCACCCUGUGCGAAGCGACCACGCCCGGUACACUUGUCGCGUCCGCAGCCCCUUCGGCCACGCUGAGGCUGCGGCCGACGUCAGUGUCUUCUACGGCCCGGAUCCUCCGGUCAUCAAGGUCUCCUCGGACCGCGACGCCACCCCCGCCCUCUAUGUCACCAAGGGCAGUAACGUGACCCUGCGCUGCUCCGCCGCCUCGCGGCCGCCCGCAGACAUCGCGUGGAGCCUGGCCGACCCGACGGAGGCCGCCGUGCCCGCCGGCCCGCGUCUCCUGCUGCCCGCGGUCGGGCCGGGCCACGCCGGCGCCUACGCCUGCCUCGCCGCGAACCCGCGCACAGGCCGCCGCCGCCGCUCUCUGCUCAACCUCACCGUGGCAGAUCUGCCUCCGGGGUCCCCACAGUGCUCAGUGGAAGGCGGUCCAGGGGACCGCAGCCUCCGCUUCCGCUGCUCGUGGCCCGGCGGGGUCCCCGCGGCCUCCCUGCAGUUCCAGGGUCUCCCUGAAGGCGUCCGCGCAGGGCCGGCGCCCUCUGCGCUCCAGGCGGCUGUCCCCGCUCACCCCCGGCUCAGCGGCGUCCCCGUCACCUGCCUCGCUCGCCACCUGGUGACCACGCGCACCUGCACGGUUACCCCGGAGGCCCCUCGGGAGGUGCUGCUUCGUCCUGCGGUGGAGGAAACACGGUCGGGGGAGGCAGAGGUGGCGCUGGAGGUCACUGGCUGUCCUCCACCAUCCAGAGCAUCUUGGGCCCGGGAAGGGCGGCCCGUGGCCCCAGGAGGAGGGGGUCGCCUGCGGCUCAGCCCAGAUGGGCGCAGGCUCCUCAUUAGCAACUUCAGCCUGGAUUGGGACCUGGGAAAUUACUCCGUGUUGUGCAGCGGGGCGCUGGGUGCCGGGGGCAACCAGAUCACCCUCAUUGGACCUUCCAUCUCCUCGUGGAGGCUGCAGAGAACCCGGGAUGCAGCAGUGCUGACUUGGGAUGUGGAACGCGGGGCCCUGAUCAGUGGUUUUGAGGUCCAGGCACGACCAGAAGGCCCCAACCCGGGUAGAGCCACCACCUACAGGGACUGGAUCACCCUGCUCACCCUGGAGCCUCAGGAGCGGUCAGCUGUGGUGCCCCUUCCUCAUCGGAACCCUGAGACCUGGGCCUUCCGUAUCCUGCCCACCCUGGGGGGCCAGCCAGGGACCCCAUCACAAAGCCAAGUCUACCAGGCCCGCCCCACCCUGAGCCCAGGGGCCAUUGCUGGCAUCGUCCUGGGUUCCCUACUGGGCCUGGCGCUCCUGGCAGCGCUUCUCUACCUGUGCAUCUGCUGCCUGUGCAGCUUUAGGGGAGACUCUCUGAAGACGAAGAAGCAUCCCCCCUCUUUGCCACCUGUGGUUCCCCCACUGGAAAAGAAGAUGCAGAGUGUAACCCCAGUGCAGACCCCACUGCCUCUGCCCCUCAAAGUCCCGCUGGAGGACCCUAGCCCAAACAAGGCUCACCAGGCCACUGGCCCCAGUCCAGUCAUCUCUCUGGGUGGGGGCCCAAGGACUGUUCGGGCAGCCACACAGGUGUGACCUGCUUUGCACAGGAGUUUUUGGGUAGGACUUCCUGGUAGGCAGGGCCAUCCUGUCCUGCUGUGACUAAAGACUGGACCCUGAAAGUGGGACUUCCUGUCUCCUCGUCAGUGCAGAAGACUCCACUUGUAUUUGCACAACCAAGCCGCUGUGGCUCCUGGGCUGGGAGAGACCCCCGCUGAUCUACCCGUGUGGUUUGCACACCCUCUAGGCAAGCAAGGGGCCUUCCUACGUCCCCUUGCUUCUCCAGGCCACCCCCAUGCAGCUCCCAGGGUCUUUGUCUUUUUUUUGUUUUUUUAAUGUUUACUUUUGAGAGAGAGCGUCUGCAAGUGGGGGUGGGGUAGAGAGAGAAGGAGGCAGGGUCCCAAGCGGGCUCCACACCGGCAGCAGAGACCCCAACGCGGGGCUCAAACUCAUGAACCGUGAGAUCGCGACCUGAGCUGAAGUCAGACACUUAACUGACUGAGCCCGCUAAGGCGUCCCCAGGGUCUUCAUCUUAAAACAGCUCAGACUGUGUCCUUUUCUCUUUAAACCCUUCCGUGGCUGCCCUUUGCCCUUCAGAAAUCUUCCUGCAUUCUCACUGUGAUUUUCAAAGCCUUAUGGUUUGGCCUCUUGGCCUCUGACCACCCCCUCCUGCACUUUCACCCCUGCUCCUUAAUUAACACAAGGCUUUUUUUUUUUUUCCGCCAGAUGCUGGAUUUGGCCUCCAGGGCUUUGCCCCAGAGGUUGCUCUGCUUGAAAUACCACUUUUUGCCCUGUGCCAUCCACCUCAGUGAUUUAUAGGAAAUAUAUAUUUGGUCAUUCAGAUGACCAAAAUAUGUUUUGCAGAUAUAUCUGGUCUUGAUCCACGGUUUCUGAAAAUGAUUCAGAGCCAUAAAAGCAAAAUACCCAUUUCUUGCUAUUAAUGAAGGUGACUUUUGGAUGCCCCCAAAGGCGGGGCUGGUUGCCUGGAGGGUAAAACCUGCAAAUGGGGGAUCUGGAACUUUCAGACCCAUCUCCAGGAGGGGGGGAAGGACUGGAGGUUGAAUCAGCCAAUGGCCAGUGACUUAGUCAAUCAUAAUUAUAUAAUGAAGCCUCCAUGAAAACCCAUAGGAACAGUGCUUUGGUCCAUUUUGGGAGAGCUUCCACUCUUGGUGAACCAGAGUGCUCCCACGUACCACUAAGCUGGACUCCAGGAUCCACAGGGACAGAAGUUCCUUUGUUUGGGAGCUUGCCCUGUGUAUCUCUUUGUCUGGCUGUUGACUCCUGUCCUUUAUCGUAUCCUUUAAUAAACUGAUCAAUGUAAAUAA